AACAUUAUACGUUCUUUCGAAUUUUAUUUCAUUUCAUUGUCUUAAAUAAACAAAAUGUUCAAAGUUUAUCUUAUCAGUGGAGUAAUGUACCUAAUUCUUGUUUUCAACUGAGAUUCAAGCUGUUAUCAAUCAUUCAUUAUCCAAGCCCCCCGUUACGAGUAGGUUAUUCUGUAAAUAGUUCGAAUCACAGAACGUGCUCGAAUAAUACACUUGUGCUUAGCACAGUCCAUGACUGAUCCAAAAUAACUUCUGGUUUCGUUUCGGAUAGUUUUGUGGUUCUGUCUGUCCUGUGUAAGUACGGCGAUUGCUAAUCAGUUUUAGAAAGUCAUUAAAAAUUAAAAAGGAUUAAGUUAAGUUCCUACUUACAGUUCCAGUAAAUACGUACGUACCUAGGUAUUAAAUAUUAUUAUAAUGUAAAACAUGUUCGUUAACAUUUUGAAUGACUAUUAUGAGGUCGUUUAAGCUCAUUAGUUUGAUAAUACACCACUAGUGCUACGUAAUGAAAGGCCGUGCUCCUUAUCAUACUUGCUAAUGUUUCGGAGCUGAGUAAACACGACUGGUUGAAUAAUUGUAUGCUUGCAUCAGUCACAAUAUGGCGCUCAGAACCGGUGCUACGUUUCUGAAGCUUAACACGUUACGGCAAGCCAUUCGGGUGCUGUCCACCCAUACGCGGCCGGAAGUUAGCCAUAAUGGCGGGAAAGCGGACUUCCCUGGAGCCAAAGCUCCCUACGUGAAUGAAAUGAAGUUUUUAAAUGAAACCAGUUAUGAUCCUAUUCCCAUCUAUCGAGUGAUAAACAAUAAUGGCGAAAUCAUCGAUAAUAAGGAAGAUCCAAAUAUCGAUAAAGAUACAUUGUUACAUAUGUAUAAAACAAUGGUACAACUGAGCCAAAUGGAUAAAAUUUUGUAUGAGUCUCAAAGACAAGGUCGUAUCUCAUUUUACAUGACCAAUAAUGGUGAAGAAGGUAUGCAUGUUGGUAGUGCAGCAGCUCUUUCUCCUCAUGACUUGGUGUUUGCCCAGUACCGUGAGGUGGGAGUGUUUCUUUAUCGAGGAGUGACCGUCACCGAGCUGGUUAACCAAUGCUAUGGUAACCACGAAGACCCUGGCAAAGGAAGACAGAUGCCAGUACAUUAUGGCAACAAGCACCAUAACUUAGUUACUAUUUCGAGUCCUUUGGCAACUCAGAUGCCCCAAGCUGUAGGCGCUGCGUACGCGCUGAAACGUCAGCCGAACAACGACCGCUGCGUGAUCUGUUACUUCGGAGACGGUGCUGCUUCUGAGGGCGAUGCUCAUGCCGCCUUCAACUUUGCCGCCACUCUUGAUUGCCCUGUCAUUUUAUUCUGCCGAAACAACGGCUACGCCAUAUCGACGCCGACUAGCGAACAGUACCGCGGAGAUGGCAUAGCAUCUCGAGGGCCUUCCAUGGGGCUCAACACAGUUCGCAUUGAUGGCACAGACCCCUUGGCCGUGUACAACGCUGUCAAGCAAGCGAGAGAACUCACCAUCAGUAGCAAUAAGCCUGUCUUGAUUGAAGCUAUGUCUUACAGAGUGGGCCAUCACUCGACCUCUGAUGACAGCAGUGCUUAUAGAUCUUUAGAAGAAAUUGAUAAAUGGACCAAAGAUGAGAGCGCUAUGCAAAAGUUUAAACUUUAUUUACAAAGAAAAGGUCUUUGGGAUGAAGAUGCGGAUAAGGAUUGGACCAAGGAAUCACGUAAUACUGUUGUUAGAACUAUGCAAGAAGCUGAGAAAAAGAAAAAGCCACAUUGGAAAGAAAUGCUUGAAGAUGUCUACUAUGACAUGCCGCCUAGGAUUCAAAAACAAAUGCAGCAGAUGGAAAAGCAUCUAAAUAAAUACAAGGAGCAUUAUCCCCUGAAUCAGUAUCAAAGUGACUAAAUAUAAUUUAAUAAAUGUAUUCUUUUUUUUAAAUACAAUUUACUACCUGUUA
Pectinophora gossypiella (pink bollworm) is the source of this 1943-nucleotide messenger RNA. RefSeq names its product 2-oxoisovalerate dehydrogenase subunit alpha, mitochondrial (gene BckdhA). The record is from RefSeq and is a predicted model, not a curated record. Gene Ontology annotation, molecular function: oxidoreductase activity, acting on the aldehyde or oxo group of donors, disulfide as acceptor. Lineage: Eukaryota; Metazoa; Arthropoda; Insecta; Lepidoptera; Gelechiidae. Gene Ontology annotation, biological process: branched-chain amino acid catabolic process. The transcript is spliced from 8 exons. Bases 593 to 1891 code for a protein of 432 amino acids.